ACCUCGGAAGAAGCUUCAGGAACUACAGGGUUCGUGAGGUGCUUAAGUUCCCUAUCAGAUGAAAGUGAAGACCGUACACUGGACACUUCAGCUAAUGCUCAGUUCUACCAGUGUUGUCUUGUGUGGCAGUACCCCAAUUUGCCAUGGCUGCAACUGUUUCCACGUGACAACCUCAAGUAUAACUCACAAACUGGACUUUUUGGCACAGAUCAGAAAUUAGCGAACUCACUCCGCUCAGAUUGGAGUGAAAGUCUUCGUUCGCUUCACCAGCUUCUAAGAGUACGUCAGUGUCCGUAUUUCUAUGUCUGUGGGCCUACGUUCACAUGUUUAUUCAGGGCAGCAGGAGUAGCAGGGAUUUUACAAGCCCAUGCCUUGAUUACUCCAACAACCAGAGGCUUUCGCGAUGCAAUGAAGGAAGAAGAUAUUGAAUUUGAAAUGCCAUUCCAUUACUCUGGCUCGACAAAAAAUGGGGUCGGCUCAAAUUCUUCAGACGAUGUUAGUGAAGAUUUAGAAGAUAAAUGCACCGAGUUGCAAGAGGAAGAGGAGGAGGAGGAGGAUGAGGAGGCAAGAGAAGAAGCAGCUUCAUGGCUUGAAGAUCUUGGUGUUGAAACCUCGCAAUUUCCAAACUUGAAUCCUAAUCGAGUUAAGGUAGAGAGAGCAAAAUAUAAGAGUGUUGAUAACACACCUUCGUCUCUCGUUUAUGUGGAAGGCAUGGAGACACAAGGCCUCAUCAACUUCCUUUUGAACAGUAAGAGUUGUAUAUCAACCACUGGACCCCUGGCUGGUGUGCCUCCUACUCUGCUGGCUCCAGUGGCCUUCCAGGGUGCCGCACUCAAAACCCUCAAGGUAAAAGGUGGCAUGGUUCGUCAGGAUGGUGAUGUUCAACACAGUAUGGAGAUAUCAGGGCCUAUCCUUCCACACACAGUUCACCGGUUAACAGCUCUUCUCUCUAUGUCCGUGGAUAAAUUUUCUAUAUCACUGAAUCCUGUUCCGUCUACACUUACAUUUUCUGUGCACAGUCAUCACGAAGCUGCUGCAGCUCCUCAGGCGUUUGCUCAAGAGGGACUGGUUGACUGUGGCCUUGACUCAACUAUACGUCAUUUGAUGUGCAUGCCUCAAAGAAGUGAAGCAAAGUCUAACCUUCCUUUAUCAUAUAGGGAAGUAACUUUCAAAGACAAUAAAUUCACUUGGACAGAUACAUUACCAUGAUUUACUGUAUUGAAUGCAUUAGGCUAUUAUUGUAUAUACUGUACAGUAUUAAUACUAUUUACACCAAAAGAUUUCACUUAUUAUUGUAACUCUCCAUUCAGUAAACAAAAAAUUAUUUUUGAGAACAAAUGAUAUAUUUUUUAGUGUUCAUUGCAUGUCUGUAAAUUAAAAUAAAUCUUAUUUAUUUUGAAAUUCUA
Messenger RNA from Procambarus clarkii (red swamp crayfish), 1406 nucleotides. The record is from RefSeq and is a predicted model, not a curated record. NCBI's taxonomy places the organism in Eukaryota, Metazoa, Arthropoda, Malacostraca, Decapoda, Cambaridae.